AACGCAGGUGCCGUGGUAACUCGACUAGUUUCAUGUCGCGGAAUCAUCGUUACAGGCUACAGCGGAUGGCGGCUGUCAACUGGUGGGCUCUUAUCUCUCGUAGGACGUUAUUCCUGGAGAAUAGCCUCAGCCUAGAAUUGUUCACGCGAAGCUUGAGAGAUUCUCAGCGCUUUGCUUAGAGUGCUUUCUAUGAAUUUAUUUGUGUAACAGCCACUUUUUGAUGACAUCGGGAAAGGAGACGAUGGGCCUUUUUUAUCAAGAAAAUUAUGUCCAGGAUGUCAAAAGUAUAUUAUUAUACGAUGUGCCUGCCUGAAAAAAGGAUUGCUUCAAUGCAAUCAAUCAAUGAACAGCCGAUUUUCACGUGCAAGGCACACGUGUUUCACAUUGAUCCAAAAACGAAACGUUCAUGGGUGUCAGCAUCAACGGCGGCAGUUUCUGUUUCCUUUUUCUAUGACUCCACAAGGAGUCUCUACAGGAUUAUUUCUGUAGAAGGUACCAAGGCAGUAAUAAACAGCACAAUAACGCCGAACAUGACGUUCACGAAGACUUCGCAAAAAUUCGGUCAAUGGUCAGACGUGCGCGCAAAUACUGUUUACGGGUUAGGUUUUUCAUCAGAAGCCGAAUUAGGCAAGUUCAUCGAGAAGUUUCAUGAAGUAAAGGAAGCAACGAAGUUGGCCGGCGCGAAACUCCAGUCGAAUUCUUCGUCUGUAACACCAGCAACCAGUGCAAAUGUCAGUCCGAUCACGUCCAGGUCAGCAGUGCCACCUACUGAACAAGACCUGAUUGAUCCGCCAAACUCGUCCAUGAUCAAUUCAAACGUGUCGGCAUCAAAUAAUCCGAAUCCAAAUGCGAGCGUCAUAUCCGCUCAGAAUAGCGUUUCCUCGGUGAGCAGUAGUCCGCUGCCUGGCAGCUGUCAAGCGAAAUUGGACGAGGAAUUGAAGAAUGCAGUUCACUCGAGGUCGCAGAGCAUUUCACAGCAGAGUACAGAGAGUCCUCAGCAUCAGGGCAAGUCCGUGCAGAUCUCCGGAGGACAAUCUGGUCAAUCCGCAGAAAUGCAGUUAAAGUACGAGAAUGAUAGAUUGAAGCUGGCGCUUGCGCAGAGCUCUGCAAAUGCUAAAAAAUGGGAGAUUGAACUGAGUACGCUAAAAUCUAAUAAUGCGAGGCUAACGAGCGCGCUCCAGGAGUCUACUGCCAAUGUUGACGAGUGGAAGAGACAAUUACAGCUCUAUAAGGAAGAGAACGCUCGAGUGAAGGCCAAGUAUGCGGAUUUAGAAGCCGGUAAGAUUAGCGAAGGAAACAGUGAAGCUUUGAGGUUACGAGUUGAAGCAUUGGAAAACGAACUGAGAACGCGGAAUGAAGAAAUUAAGGCCCUGACGAUGGCAACGAAGAGCAAAGACUUUGUGACACUCCAAAAGGAAAACAAUGAGCUUCGAGAAAUGUUAAACGUGGUUCAUGAACAAUUAGAACUUGCCAUGAGUGCUAAUAAAGUUCAAAAGCAAAAUCUCGAUACGCUGAACUCAAGACUAGCUGGUUAUAUCCAGGAUCUUGUCACAGUACAUCGAGAAAUCACGAACACGCUGCAAACCUAAGUUAGAUCUGACUUCGUAACUCUUCUUUUCUGUUUGUCGUAUAUAUGGGCACGAUGAAGCAUACAGGUUAAUAUAAUUAGAUUGAAAGGGUGUCAUUUUGAGGAGACGGAAAAUCAGGCAAAAUAGAAAUAAAGUUGAGUCACGUGCACGCGUCAUUCAAUGGCAGGAAUUUCUAUUUGAAAAGAAAUCUUAAUAUUUCGCGUAAUCUAUUCCAUUUCCUCUUUCUUUCUAUUUUUAGCUCUUUUUAUAUUAACUCUUUUGAUCUGAGCAACAUUUUUAUUCUGUAUCCUUAUUUCCGUACUCCUCAGUGACACGUGAACGUGUACCCUUCGAGCGUAAUUUUAGACCACAUUUUAACCAUGAACACAUUGCGUGAAAACGUGAAUGCACAAUCGACCCUAGUAAUUCCCGACACUAGUAGAUGGUCCUUUUUCGAAUACUAAUUUAAGUUUUCUUUUGAAUUUUGAUUACGUUGAAAAUGAAAAGUUUAGAUUUUCAGCCACAAGGAAGAAACGUGAAAAAAGUCGCUCACUCGGUUGGGGAUAAGAUAAGCAUAAGUGUAUACAAAUUUGUUUAUUCGUAAUUUCUCUCCGAACUUACCGUUGAAGAAGCCAGAGAUCUUUUACCUCACGAAAUAAUUCGGACAAGAAUUUUCUUUGGUCGAUCCGCGAUGUAUACUACUGUAUGUUACGUUAUUUUUAGUUCGUAAACAAAGGAAUUUGAUCACGUUUUUGUCACGCCAUUUUCCUCUCGUUUUCUUCUCACCCUUCUGAUUGUCAAUUUUUUAUAAAACAAUUGCACGACAGUUACGCACGGCUUUACAAAUAAUGGCUGGACGUCGGCGUCGCUGCGUUGAAAUUGUUUAGUAAACUUUAAUGAAGAGAAUGUCUCACUUGCCAUAAUUAACACUAGAUUAACGGAACCUGUCAUUUUGACGGAUUUCAAAUUUCAUGUUAAACCCUUAAAUUCCACAUUGGGGUGAAUUGUUAACUCGCACCGGUUAGUAUGGAAUUUAAAGGUGUGUGACAAAGGCGUAAAAUUCGAAAAUUAAAGUUACAGAAAUUAUAAGUAUUAUUUUUUAGCAAUUUCUGUUGACGCUGAUAAUCAACCUUCGUAAAUCUAGUGUUAAAUACAAACAUUAAAUAACAAACGGCUCAUCGAGAGGCUUACAUCGUUAACGCUAAUAAUUUAAAAAGACAGAAUAAGGAGGCGAUAAAUAAAAAGCCGUAGUCUCCUGAAGAUGCUGAAAGAAAAAGGUUUAGCGUAAAAAAAUAAACAGAAAGUGCGAGAAAGACAGGGCAUAGAAGACAGAGGCGUUAAGUCGCGUCUGGGAGCGCCGAUGUUGCACUUAAAAAUGAUGGUUCGAUGAGUUUAGUCGCUCGUGCGAUAAUAAAACGUGCAAAUAUCACUUGUAAAUGAGGAAUGAAGCGAACAAAUGAACGGUUCCACAAAUCUCUUAUUUACUCCAGUAGUAUUAUAUUGUUUAUUUCUUUCCAAUGAUAUGAUUAUCAUCAGCUUUAUUUAUUGUGAAUGCGAAUCUCAGAACUGUAAAGAGAAAUAAAGGAAAAGAGAAUAUGAGACUUGCGCAAUGGCGACGUGUUAGAGAGCGGAAGAAAGAUGAACUACCAAGAACAAAAAAAUAAUUGUCGCAUUAACAUCAAACAUAAUUAAGCCUUAGGAAAAAAAAUGAACUUCGUACGUACAUCUAAAGAAAAGAACAAAACUGGCUUCUCCGUUCUUCCGAAUUAAGCGCUCACAAAACACGACAAUAUUCUUUAAUUUUAGUGGUUUUUUUUAUUAACUCUUUUAUUUCGAUACAUCUUUUUUUAUAUCAUUUAUUACUCGGUCUUUUACUACUUUUUUCUACACUCAUAUUGUAACCUUAUACGGUUCUCCUUUAAUUAACGCCACUUUCAUUAUAUUUUACGCUGUCCUUUCGAUUCUCUUAGAAUUCGAGGGAAGACUGCCAUAGAUACUACUAUAUAAAUACGUUUUAUUGUAGAACGAAGGAGCGUUAAACUAUAUGUCGUCAUACCAAAAAUCUCCGAUCUUUGCACCGGCAAAAUCCGAUUGUAUUUUAACUCAACUCUGGUACGUUACUUUUGUUUCGACCUAUAUGUACAAUAGAUAAGUUUUUACUACGAAUAAAGUAAAGAAGAAGUCGCACGUCGAAGUUAUUGGACGGGGUUAAGAAUAGGGCUAGUUGAGUUACGAUAUAAUAACAUUGGUAAAAAUAUUAAUAAGCCGCGAUUAAAAAUACGGAAAAUAAUCGGGAAAUAACGAAAGUGCCCGAAGCAAUUGUUAAAGACAAAGAUGCAUUAUGAGAGAAGCGUAAUUGACGCGCAGUGGAUUAAGAAAUCGAGUUACGUAAUAGAAAUACGAAAAUAAAUAAUAAGACCGAAAGAAUCGAGUGAUAAAAAACAACGGUAUGCAUAUCUAUCACAUUCUGGGGCUACAAAUGAAUGAUAUUAAGAAGGGAAAAAUGUUAAAUAAUGAGAGGAAACCCUUUGCUGUAAAAGGAAGAGUAAAAUCAGUGGCACACGCCAGACAGGGUAUUCCUUUAAAAAAAAAAAAAAAAAAUACAAAUUAAAAAUGAAGAUCCAUUUGGACUUGCCAUCAGCUAUUAAUAAGAAUAGUAA
Cephus cinctus (wheat stem sawfly) is the source of this 4228-nucleotide messenger RNA. RefSeq names its product homer protein homolog 1 (gene homer). Lineage: Eukaryota; Metazoa; Arthropoda; Insecta; Hymenoptera; Cephidae. The transcript has 7 exons. The coding region runs from base 267 to 1589 and encodes 440 amino acids. The record is from RefSeq and is a predicted model, not a curated record. Gene Ontology annotation, biological process: regulation of store-operated calcium entry; G protein-coupled glutamate receptor signaling pathway. Gene Ontology annotation, cellular component: cytoplasm; plasma membrane; dendrite. Gene Ontology annotation, molecular function: G protein-coupled glutamate receptor binding.